UUUUCUGGUUUAAACACAAAUAUAACAUUUCAUAUGAUGAGGAAAUGUAUUCAACUUACAGUUGUUAACACUCUGCUUUAAAUGUUGUGAUGAUUAUAUAGGCAUUGAAGAAGUCAUGUGCGGCCAGAGGGACAUAUUUAUAUAUGGAUAUUGUAGUUGAAACUGCCAAAUUUCAACUACAGUAUUCAAUGAAUGUGUUGAGCUAUUAUAUAUUUACUACUUCUUUAUUAGAAGUCAAAACAGCUCAGGCAAUUUUGGUAUAAUAUCCUAAUAAGGCUUUUUUAUUUUCUAAAAUUUGUCUACCUGAAUUUAGAAUUAAAAUGGCAAAGAUUUCAGUCCUUGUUGAGUGAAAACAGUGGAAUUGUGCUUACAGUGCUUUAGCAGUCUGGAGUCAUAGAAAUAAAAUACAACACAUUUUAUUUCUAUGUACAUGAGCUUAACGUUUUCAGAAUUGUGUGCAUAGUUUGAUAUUUUGUUUUGUAUACAAAAGCAUUUUAUCCAAAAAUGUCACCACAGACACCAGUACUGCAAAUAUAUAAAUAUUGCAAUACUUUCGUCAGUAGACCACAGGUUCAAUCACCAUUGUAUUUUAAUCUUAUUUGGUUAUGGAUGAUAUAGUGACUUAACAGACAUUUAUUUAAAUGAAAAUCUUCCAGAUUGCCACUUUAAACAUCAAACAAAUUUGUAAAAAGAACAAAAAAGUUUUUCUCUUCAAUUACAGUCCUGCUAUUGUGGUGAAUAAUGAAGAUGAUGGGAUGAAAAGAGAAUUGCAUUAAAGCAACAGAAUAAAACAAAGGAUUAUGAAUCAAAAUGAUUUUCUAUUAUUUGUUAAGAAAUAAAUGUAUAAACCAAAAUAUUGAAUGUUUUACAAAUAACAAGCAGCAAACAAUAACAAGGUAGACGUUAAAAUGUGUUCAAAAUAUAAAAAAUCCACCGACUUGCAGGGUAUUUAUAAUUAAUCAAUUAAUAAAUAACUAUUGAAAUGUGUAAGAGGUUAUCAGUUGUGUGUAACAUGAUGAUUCACACUACAAGGAUAAGAAAAAACAGUUGGUGAGAAUUUGCAAAGAGAUUUUACUUUUCUCCAGAUAUGCUCAGGGUUUUUUCUUCCUCAAGCACAACGCAAGUUAGUGACGUUAAAAUAAAGAAAAGAUAGAAGUCUGGAGGGUGAACUCUGUAUACAAAACUCAAUGUUAAAGUAGACAAGUAACCGUGUUAAAGUAAAUUACUGAGUUAAAAGAUCUAAAGACUUAAGAGUUUAGCCUUUUAAGAUAACUCAAUCCUCUUGUAAUCCACUUUUUGAACAGUAUAAAGUUAGACGUGAAACCAGCUGCAGAAGGGUUCAACACUGCAACACACAGUCGGUCCUCUCACUCAAUCAAGAUGGAGAACGGCACAGAGGGCAAGAACUUCUACAUCCCCAUGAACAACAGGACGGGGCUUGUUAGGAGUCCUUUUGAAUAUCCACAGUACUACCUAGGGGAUCCAAUUCAAUUCAAACUGCUGGCUCUCUACAUGUUCUUCCUGAUCUGCACCGGCUUCCCCAUCAACUUUCUCACUCUUGUGGUGACGGCUCAGAACAAGAAGCUCCGGCAACCUCUCAACUUCAUCCUUGUCAACCUGGCUGUAGCCGGACUGAUCAUGGUCUGCUUUGGAUUCACCAUCACCUUCGUAACUGCUAUUAACGGCUACUUUGUUUUCGGAGCAAUGGGUUGUGCUGUUGAGGGAUUCAUGGCUACUCUAGGAGGUCAAGUUGCUCUCUGGUCCCUGGUCGUCCUGGCUGUUGAGAGAUACAUCGUCGUCUGCAAACCCAUGGGAAGCUUCAAGUUCACCGGAACUCACGCAGGAGCUGGAGUUGUUUUCACCUGGAUCAUGGCUUUCGCUUGUGCCGCCCCUCCACUGGCUGGCUGGUCCAGGUACCUUCCUGAGGGUCUGCAGUGCUCUUGUGGACCUGACUACUACACUAUGGCUCCAGGCUUCAACAAUGAAUCAUACGUCAUGUACAUGUUCAUCUGCCACUUCUGUUUUCCCGUCUUCACCAUCUUCUUCACUUAUGGCAGCCUUGUGCUGACAGUCAAAGCUGCCGCAGCCCAGCAGCAGGAGUCAGAGUCCACCCAGAAAGCUGAGAGGGAAGUGACGCGCAUGUGCAUCCUGAUGGUGGUGGGCUUCCUGGUGGCCUGGACUCCAUAUGCUAGCUUUGCUGCGUGGAUCUUCUUCAACAAGGGAGCCGCGUUCACAGCAACAGCCAUGGCUAUCCCCGCCUUCUUCGCAAAGAGCUCAGCGUUGUUCAACCCUAUUAUCUAUGUGUUGUUUAACAAACAGUUCCGUAACUGCAUGCUCUCUACAGUUGGAAUGGGUGGUGCGGUUGAUGAUGAGACCUCAGUAUCAGCCAGCAAGACAGAAGUCUCUUCUGUCUCUUAAGAAGAAUAACUUCACAACUCCGGACUGCCUCCUUCUUAAUCAAGAAGACUCCUUUGUGUCUGUGAUAACAACUGGACUCCAACAUCAUGUCUCAGCUGAAAAAGGAUCAAGCAAAAAACAUCUCUGAAACACAGCCUGAAGUGUUUUCUUGUAAUAAUGAUGUGAUGUUUGGAUGUGCAAGUGGGUGAGAAUCAUCUUUGUAUAUUUAUGACAUGGAGAGGUUAACAUGUCUGUUGGCCUCUGUCAUAAUAUUCUGUAUAUAUUUUAUAAACACAAAAGUGUAGAAAAAAGUUA
Messenger RNA from Sebastes umbrosus (honeycomb rockfish), 2712 nucleotides. RefSeq names its product green-sensitive opsin-like. The transcript is spliced from 5 exons. NCBI's taxonomy places the organism in Eukaryota, Metazoa, Chordata, Actinopteri, Perciformes, Sebastidae. Gene Ontology annotation, cellular component: membrane; photoreceptor outer segment. Gene Ontology annotation, molecular function: G protein-coupled receptor activity. The record is from RefSeq and is a predicted model, not a curated record. Bases 1381 to 2418 code for a protein of 345 amino acids. Gene Ontology annotation, biological process: visual perception; G protein-coupled receptor signaling pathway; phototransduction.